Lactuca saligna is the source of this 411-nucleotide messenger RNA. Lineage: Eukaryota; Viridiplantae; Streptophyta; Magnoliopsida; Asterales; Asteraceae. The record is from the annotation of a GenBank genome assembly.
AUGUUGUCAACUACGUCAAGAGUUGUCUUCUGCGAUAUGCAUUUAGUGACUUCCCAAAUCUAUUCUACCCUAAAUAAGUAUAUUAACGGCAUUACUGGGAACAAGAAGCCAUUGUAUGCUCCUUAUCCUCAUUGGUUUGGUCUGAUCUUGUCUCGAGAUGAAAGGUAUGAUGCAAGUCAUGGGAUUAUAAUUCCAAUUGGUGACCUUUCCUCAAUGAUUAUUAAUGCCACUCCAUCUCAGGGUGACUUGCCUAUUGGUAUGAGGAUGCAAAAAUGGAGUGAAAAACCCUAUGUGGUUGAAUUCUCAGACUUUGAAGAUGAUGAUGAGAAUGAUAAUGAGGAUGGAUAUAAAGAAGCUGGUAACAAAGAAGGGGCUAAUAAGGAAGAAGAUAUUGAGAAAGAUGAAGAAUAA